Camelina sativa (false flax) is the source of this 983-nucleotide messenger RNA. RefSeq lists its product as uncharacterized. NCBI's taxonomy places the organism in Eukaryota, Viridiplantae, Streptophyta, Magnoliopsida, Brassicales, Brassicaceae. The record is from RefSeq and is a predicted model, not a curated record.
AGUGAUGACCAAAAAAACAAUAAACAUAAACCCACACGUAAUCUGCAAGAAGAAUGAGCCAUUCUUUUUGUCUUGAAUUCUUGUCAUAAAGAGGAGAGAUUCUUUAUUCCAUCUCUUGGCUUCUACAAAUAUAGCAACUUCUGUUUUGUUUAGUCAACCAAAUUUGCUUAUCCAUUUUCUUAAUCAUCAUCACUUAAUUUGCCUAAUCCCAAAAUCUCUUUGAUCAUAAUAAAAUCAAAAGAUCUUAAGAGUGAUAGAGAGCUAACAAAGACUAUAAACAGAGCCGUAGCUUUCUGGCAAAAACUUUUGAUUCCCACAAAACAAAAAAAGGUGAUCACUUUUUUUCUUUUAUAAGAUUCCUUCAUCAUCUUUUUGCUCCUCCUAUUAGUUUUGACCCAAUCGCUUCUUAUCACUCUUCACAAACCCCAAAAAUAUGAGAAUCCACCCUUCACCCAGAAACAACAUUCUCAUCCAUCAUCACGCUCCUCUUGAACCCGGAAAGAAGCUCCGACGUCUCCCACAUAUCUUCAGCCGUGUUCUAGAGCUGCCCUUGAAGUCAGACGCUGACGUGGCCGUUCAAGAGAAUCCUGACUGUUUCAGGUUCGUCGCGGAAACCAACGGAGGAGGAGGUGGCGUGAGGGCUUACAUGGUGGAGAUUCAUCCUGGUGUGACCAAAAUACUAGUGAGAACCAAUGGUUCAUCGUCUCUUGGUUUGUCUCUUAAUGAGCUUGAGCUUGACGUGUGGCGUUUCAGGCUACCGGAAUCAACUAGGCCUGAUCUCGUCACCGUUGACUGCGACGGCGAUGGUGAAUUGAUUGUCACGGUGCCUAAGAUUGAAGAAGAAGAAGAAGAAGACAACGGUAGUGAUUUGAUAGUGCUUGUACAUUAGUUAGUAAUCUAAAUGUGAUUUGUAAUCAUAUGAUUGUUUCUGAAAAUCAGAAAAAUCUUGACUUUUUAAUCUAAUGACAUCAAAGUUAAGAUCU